Didymodactylos carnosus is the source of this 1425-nucleotide messenger RNA. Lineage: Eukaryota; Metazoa; Rotifera; Eurotatoria; Philodinida; Philodinidae. The record is from the annotation of a GenBank genome assembly.
AUGAUUCUAUUAGAGCUAAAAAAAAUAAACGGUACUCUUGAUACUAUCCAUUUUGUUGGUAUUGGCGGAAUUGGUAUGAGUGGAAUCGCUAAAAUAUUACAUAACCUUGGUUAUAAAGUUCAAGGUUCUGAUAUCGCUGAGAAUUAUAACACAAAAAGAUUACAAGAUAGUGGAAUUAAGGUUUAUAUUGGCCAUCAUGCUCAGAACAUCCCUAAUGUGUCAUAUGUGGUAGUAUCCACUGCGAUCAAUAAAGAUAAUCCUGAAAUUCAAGAAGCGUUGCGUAGAAAGAUACCGGUCAUUAGACGGGCUGAAAUGUUAGCUGAAUUGAUGCGGUUAAAAUGUUCUGUAGCAAUUUCAGGUUCUCAUGGUAAGACUACUACUACCUCGCUUGUGGCUUGUUUAUUUGAAGCGGCUGGCCUUUGCCCGACAGUUAUUAAUGGAGGUAUUAUUAAUAACCGUUUUACUAAUGCUUAUACUGGAUCAGGGAGUUAUUUAAUCGCAGAAGCUGAUGAGUCAGAUGCCACCUUUAUCCAUAUACCAUCAACAAUUGCAGUAAUCACUAAUAUUGAUCAUGAACAUUUAGAUUUCUAUCAAGAUUUUAAUAGCUUAAUUGCAGCUUUUAAAAGUUUUGUAACUAAUUUGCCAUUCUAUGGCUUUGCAGUUGCUUGCAUUGACCAUAAGGUAGUAAGAAAUUUAGUGGAUGAAAUCCUAGAUCGUAAAAUUAUCACUUAUGGUAUCGACUCUAAAGACGCCAAUGUACAAGCAUUUAAUUUAGAUUUUGGUAUUAGCUCAUCUACAUUUGAUGUAAAAAUUAACCUCCCUAAUGUUAACGGGACUAUAACUAUAGAGCAAGUUACAUUACCAGCACCAGGCAGACAUAAUGUACUGAAUGCUUUAGCAGCUAUAUCGGUAGCUGUAGAACUUGAUUUUGGUAUUAAAAUUAUUAAGGAUGGGUUUAGUAAUUUUGAAGGGGUGAAACGAAGGUUUACCAAAGUUGCUGAAUAUAAUGGGGCUACAGUAAUUGAUGAUUAUGCUCAUCACCCGGAAGAAGUCAAAGCUACCCUUACAACUGCUAGAAAUAUUGCAGAUAAACAAAAUGGUAAAGUUAUAGCAAUUUUUCAGCCUUAUAGAUACUCUAGAGUGCAAUACUUAUUUAAUGAUUUUGUUACUUGUUUCAGUGAGGCGGAUCAACUAUAUAUAACUGAUAUAUAUGCAGCAGGUGAGAAAUCGAUAGAAGGCAUAACUGGUAAAAGUUUAGUGAAUCAAAUUCAAAGUAUCGGUGCCCACUCGAAGGCCUCAUAUAUUGCGUCUCCUGCAGAUAUACCAAAAAUUAUUAUGGAUAAAGCGAUGCCGGGAGAUAUUAUAAUUAUGAUGGGAGCUGGAAAUAUCUCUAGCUGGGCCAAUAGUUUAUCAGGACAAUUUGCC